Acanthosepion pharaonis is the source of this 1671-nucleotide messenger RNA. The record is from the annotation of a GenBank genome assembly. Lineage: Eukaryota; Metazoa; Mollusca; Cephalopoda; Sepiida; Sepiidae.
AUGAUUGACUUAUUAGUUAUCAACAUUGAAUUUGAAUUCUUUCCUUUCUUUCGUUUCUUCGUUAGUUUAUUUCCUCCGUUUCUCUCUCUCUUUCUUUUUUUCUUUCUUUCGAUCGUUUGUUCAUUUAUUUCUUUUUCCUUUUCUUUCUUUCGCUCCUUCAUAAUCCGCUCUCACUUUUUCUUCCUUUUUUAUUUGUUCGUUUUUUUGUUUUUCUUUCUGCUUUUCUUUUCUUUCCUUCCUUGCCUCUGCUAUUAUAGUCGUAAGCCCUUCUCUCUCUCUCUCUCUCUCUCUCUCUCUCUCGUUACUUCCUUGCUUUGUCUGUGCUGGUUGGUAUAUCAUAAAAUCCACCAACUAAACGCAACUUAUCUUUUCUUUCUUCUUACUUUUUCCUUUUUCUGUUUUUUUUUUCCAUCUUAUCUGUUUUUCUUACUCAUCUUCAUCGACUUUCUCUUGUUUUUUCUUCUUUCUUUCCUUUACAGGGUCAUUGUAACUGUGACAUUCCGCCAUCUUUCUUUUUGCCUUUCUUUCUCGUGUUUAACUCUUUUUUUUUCUUUCAAUGUUUUCUUCUUUUUACUUUUUCUCUAUUCAUCAGUUUCUGUUAUUGAGCGUGGUCUUCUUUCAUACACACGAUUUGCAAAUACUACCUACGCCAGUCGAACCAACACACAGGUCGCUAUUUGCUUACGUCUUAUUUCAAUCUUUCUUUCUUUGCACGUUUACCUUACUUUUCUUUCUUUCUUUUUUGUUUACCUUUUCUUUCUUUCUUUCGUUCUUUCUUUCUUUCUUUCUUUCUUUCUUUCCACCCCAUUCGUUUUUCCCCAGUCUUAUUUCCUAUUAUUUUUCCCAAACUUUUAUUGUUUUCCCCCAUUCUCUUUUUUUUUAAUCUAUGCCAAUAAUUCUUCCUCUCACACACCCCGUAAGCCGAGAGUUCUCUCUCAAGGCACGUCUGUCUUAUACAUCUUUAGGCAUACUUCCUUCAUCCACUUUCUCUCUCGAGGCACAUUUCUCACGCGAUCUUUCUUUCCCAUGGCAUAUUUUUCACUCACACUUUCACUCCCUAUACAAUCUUUCUUUCUUACUUAUUUCUUUUUUCUUUCUAGCUUUUGCUUAACUUUUCUUUCUUUCUUUCUUUCUUUCUUUCCAGUCUUUGCUUACCGUUUCCUCCUUUCUUUCCAGCAUUUACUUCUCUUUUCUUUCUUUCCAGCGUUUGCUUACUCUUUCUUUCUUUCUUUCUUUCUUUUUUUUUUCUUUCUUUCUAGCUUUGCUUACGUUUUCGUUCUUUCUUUCCAUCAUAUGCUUACUUUUUCUUUCUUUCUUUCUUUCUUUCUUUCUUUCUUUCUUUCUUUCUUUUUUUCUUUCUUUCUUUCUUUCUUUUCCCACUUCCAUCUUUCUUCUCAACAUAUCGUCAUCUCUUUCUGUUGUUGUUCUCUCUCCCUCUCUAUGUGUGCGCAAUGUUUUUCUCUUUAUUUUCUCUGUGAAUUUUUUGUCCGUCUCAAUCCAAUGAUUUCUCGUUUGGUUGGGAUUUCUUUUUUAGUCUCUCUUUCUUUAUUGCCCUUCUCCUCCUUCCGCAUUCAUAUAUGCGUCUGUUUGUGCGAGAGAGAAUUAUCUACCUUUAUCGUGGUCUCUCCCAAUCAGUGUUUCUCGUUGCCUGUUUCUUUCUGUUGCCGCUAA